AUGGUCGCUUCCACCACAACACUAUUACACGAAAGCAGAACCUUGCACUCAGGUGUAAUACAUGAUAUUCCAAAUGUGCCAGUCCAAAACUGGCUUAGUGAAGUAUGGCAGUUGUCAUCAUGUGAUGACGAUCACGAUUCCGAAGCCAAGCUCUCACCGGUGCCGCCUAACUGCAACCUCCCCGGCGCCGACCGCAAUGCCCAGCCCCACCCUGCCGCCAAGCUCACUGCCCCUGCCAGGCACCCAGCCAUUAGAAACCCCACCCUCGGUCGCACGGCCAACUGUCGAGUCCUAUUUACUUCUGCUGCCUUCUCUUGGCCAGUCAUUUCACACAUCGGAAGAGGGCAUCAUUGCCAUCAAUACAUUCGCGCGGUCACAUGGGUACGCAGUGGCCAUUCUUCGGUCCAAAACUACCAGAACCGGGAUUAA
Messenger RNA from Penicillium brevicompactum, 429 nucleotides. RefSeq lists its product as uncharacterized. Lineage: Eukaryota; Fungi; Ascomycota; Eurotiomycetes; Eurotiales; Aspergillaceae. The record is from RefSeq and is a predicted model, not a curated record. The coding region runs from base 1 to 429 and encodes 142 amino acids. The transcript has a single exon.